Messenger RNA from Chelonoidis abingdonii (Abingdon island giant tortoise), 1265 nucleotides. RefSeq names its product heat shock factor binding protein 1 like 1 (gene HSBP1L1). Gene Ontology annotation, biological process: cellular heat acclimation. Gene Ontology annotation, molecular function: transcription corepressor activity. The record is from RefSeq and is a predicted model, not a curated record. Lineage: Eukaryota; Metazoa; Chordata; Testudines; Testudinidae. Gene Ontology annotation, cellular component: cytosol; nucleus.
CUGGCGCAGGAUGGCAGACAACGACCCGCGGAGCGCGCAGGAACUCCCGCAGUUUGCAGAAAACCUACUACAGCAACUGCAGGAGAACUUUCAAGCUUUGACUGAAAAGUUAACUCUGAGAAUGGAAGAAAUGGGUGAACGUAUUGAUGACCUUGAAAAGCAUGUCACUGACCUAAUGGCACAGGCCGGGACAGAAAAUACCAAUGAGGAUCUGAUGCACUGAAAAUGAGAACAUACUGAUCAAGAAAUACAGACUGAUUCUGUAUUACAUUCUAUUGAGAAAGAGGAAGAAUGUCAUUUACAAACAGGAUGUGUAUUUCUACAAAAUUCAAGUGAAAAUAACACGCAUUGUAAAGGACUUCAAAGGGUAAAAUUUUUAGUCUUGCACCAAGACUGACAGCAAGAAUAUCUAUUAAUAUUUCAGCAAUCACAAAGAAUAGCUCCAGUGAAAGUAAAGUAUAUAAUCAAAUUAUGUCAUGCAAGAUAUGAAGUCUCCAUUUUUUAUUACUGAUCCAAUAAAGGAGGAAAGAUAAGUUAUGACCAUCAGACUAAUGACACAUUUUACUUAAGAUUGCCACAGAAGAAACACUCUUAUCAAGAUAACACUAAAUUUGUGUACAAUAUUCAUUGAAAAAAACCAAAAAUAUAUUCUGUAAUGAAUCUGCUCAGCCAUGUAAUUUUUAAAAUGAUAAAGAUUAAAUAAAAAGCUAUUCACUUUCAAAAUAAAUGUUUACAUUUUGUUUCAGAAUUUCCUUGUUUUUUAGUUUAAUAGUCCCAGAAUUCUGUUGUGGCAAUGUAUUUCCACACUUGCAAUAUUGUGUAUGUAUGAACCCACAUUAUUUUGUCACUCUUAGUUUCAGUGUGCGCACGAGCUCUCUCUCUCUCAGAAUAUGGACCCAUACUAUUAAUGUGAAAGAUGAUUUGUAUCUUUUUAUCUGAGUGAUAUAGUCUACUCUGGUGCACAGACUAUAUUUACACUACAAGCUAGGGCUGUGAUUCCUCUACUUGCAUACACAUGCUCUAACCCUCAUCAAGCUAGUUAAAGUAGCAGUGUUGCCAUGUUAGCAUGGGUAACGGCACCCAUUGGUUCAGGAGAGUUUGUACUAAGCAUGGCUAAGCCAUGCCUCUGCUCCCACGCGCAGGGCCAGCUUUAGGAAGUACAGGGCCCGAUUCGAAUAGUUUCAACGAGGCCCUGGCAGGGAUGACUCACCUGGCAGCACUACGGGUCUUCGCUCCGGGUCUUCCAUGGCACUAAAGGACAUGCC